Molecule: messenger RNA, 1585 nt
Organism: Cajanus cajan (pigeon pea)
Lineage: Eukaryota; Viridiplantae; Streptophyta; Magnoliopsida; Fabales; Fabaceae
Biological process (GO): regulation of DNA-templated transcription
Molecular function (GO): sequence-specific DNA binding; DNA-binding transcription factor activity
Source: RefSeq, a predicted model, not a curated record
AGUGGUAGAAUUAAGGGGCAGAGUUGCAUCCUUUUGAGUUUUGAGUUGGGAGCACACACGCUUCCACAAAGACAAACACAAACACAAAAGCAAGAUCUCGAAAAAAUAAAAGGGAAAAAAACGAAGAAGAAUAUGUGCGACGCUUUGCGUUGUUGAUAUAUAGCCCCAACAAGAAGAAGCAACAAACAGUGCAUGAAAAUCAAUGGCGGAGGAGAAAAGAGAAGAGCAAGCGCACCCCAACAACGCAUCCUCCACCACCAUGCCAUUCUCCGACGAGAUUCCCAACAAUAACUUCACUUUCCCUUUCCAACCACCCACCGUCUUCGACGCCAUGCCACCCUCUUCCUCCUCCUCCCACUACAAGCCCUCCUAUGGCUUCAUGGACUUGCUCGCCGUCCACGACUACAACGCCCCGCUAUUCGACUGGCUCCCCUGCGCCGCCGACCACGACCACGUCUUCCACCACCAUGCUCCGUCGCCGGACGUCCCGGACUCCUCCGAGGUGCUGAACACGCCGCCCUCGCCCAAUUUGUCUUCGAUUUCCUCCUCUUCCAAUGAGGCCACCGCCACAGUCAGCAACAACGUGGAACAACACAGUGGUAAACCUCCGAAUAUUGAACAGGCAGAGGAAGAGGGUGGUAAUGGAGUCAGAGAUGAGCAAGAUCAAGACAAGACUGAUAAACAGGUGAAACCGAAGAAGAAGAAGCAAAAGAAGCAAAGAGAAGCGAGAUUUGCGUUCAUGACGAAGAGCGAGAUUGAUCACUUAGACGAUGGGUAUAAGUGGCGCAAGUACGGGCAAAAAGCUGUGAAAAACAGCCCUUAUCCCAGGAGCUACUACCGUUGCACCAGCGCGGCUUGCGGCGUGAAGAAGCGCGUGGAGCGUUCCUCCGAAGACCCUUCCAUCGUGGUUACCACCUACGAGGGCACGCACACCCACCCUUGCCCUGCUUCCUCACGGGCCACCUUCGCCUUCCUUCCCCACCCUCCUCCCACCGCCGCUUCUUUCGCUUCCCCUCACUUUCUCCUCCCACCUCACCACCAACCCUCGCCUUUUAGCUCCACCACUAACUACAUCAACACCACCUCCUUCGCUCACCUUGGACACGACCCUUUGUCCAGAGACCAUGGCUUGCUUCAGGACAUUAUUGUCCCAACAAAUCUCAGGAAGGAGGAAAAGGAUUCAAUGUAGGUGAACAUUUUUGCUGCUUUUUUUUAUAUUUAUUCGCUUAAUUGGGGGAAAAUAUAUAUUCAUCAUCAUAUACUAAUUACUAUUAAUUGAUUUCAUUAUAUUAUAUGGUCUGUAUUGACUACUUCAGCUUCCUAUGGUUUGUACUUUGUAAUGCUCUAACUCGUUUCAGAGGUUACUGUGGGACAAAACUUCCUCACCUACAUUUGAGUUCAUCCUAUAUAAGAAACUUUUGAAAUGACUAUUCAGUAUUGCCCUUGUAGCUUAUGGAGGGCCCGAGGCCCGAGCUCUUCUGAUUUUGUUAAUUUAAUUAUUAUUUGCAAUUCUUAUAUUUGUAUGGACUAUGCUUUGUAACUAGAGAUUAAUUUGUUCUAUGAUCAGACAUUUUUUUUUCUUGUC